Messenger RNA from Naegleria fowleri, 525 nucleotides. RefSeq lists its product as uncharacterized. Gene Ontology annotation, molecular function: protein binding. The transcript has 2 exons. The record is from RefSeq and is a predicted model, not a curated record. Bases 1 to 525 code for a protein of 174 amino acids. Lineage: Eukaryota; Heterolobosea; Eutetramitea; Acrasida; Naegleriidae.
AUGGAUUUCAAGACGGACUUAAUUGUCGAUUUUUACAGAGGCAGGGAUCUUGCGAAAAUGAAUUGGUUAAUCGCAUGUUCAGACGACGAGACUUUGAGAAUAUUUAACUGGAAAACUGCUGAGUGUAUCAUGAUAUUUCCAUAUAUUCAUACACGCAACAUCUCAUCAUGUAUCUUUGAACAUGAUUUAAUUAUUUCAGGUGGAGAAGAUUCAACAGUCAAUGUCAUUAAUGUUGACAAUUUUAAAGUUUUACAUACAUUUACAACGAAAGAGUGUGGUCGUAUAUGGUCUUUAGAAGUCGACAAGUACUCCAAGAACGCUUGUUGUAAAAGGACCAUUGAUGAGGAGGAGCCAUUCACUCUAGCAAUUUGCUGCGAUAAAGGAUUGAUUUUGGCAAAAGUUCAAAAAACAAUGACACAUGCAAACAAAAUUGUAUUAACACCAACACUCGAAAAACUCUCUGAUGUGGACAUUCUGACAACAUCAUGGCAAUAUUCAAGUGAAGACGAAAUAGUUAUAACAUAG